AUCUCUUUCCAUGUGGGGAUUGAAUCUAUGGUUCAAGGCUACAAAUAAAUAAAUAGCAAGAAAAUAAGAAAAAGGGUUUUGUUUCAUUUCGGUUUUUCUCUUCAUCCACUUCUCACUCUCACACUUUUCUCUCACAAUCAGAUUCAGCAAUUCUUUAAUUUUUCUCAUGGCUUCAGAUUCCAAAAAGGAUUUUCCUGCUGAUGACAAAGCUGGUACACCAGAGAAUAAAACUUCCAAAGAAGAAACAUCAUCUAAAGAUUCUCCAGCAGGACCAAGAGCUGCUUCCGGACCUGCAGCUGGGUUUCCAAACAACCCUUUUGAUUUCUCGGGGAUGGCUGGUCUGCUCAAUGAUCCAAGUAUCAAGGAAUUGGCUGAACAGAUAGCAAAAGAUCCAUCAUUCAAUCAGAUGGCUGAACAGCUUCAGAAAACUUUUCAAGGAGCUCCACAGGAUAGUGUCCCCAACUUUGAUAACCAACAAUAUUUUUCAACCAUGCAACAGGUUAUGCAGAAUCCUAAUUUUAUGAACAUGGCUGAGCGUCUGGGUAAUGCAUUGAUGCAGGAUCCAUCUAUGUCUGCCAUGCUUGAAAAUUUUGCUAAUCCCUCAAAUAAAGACCAGCUUGAAGAAAGAAUGGCACGAAUCAAGGAGGAUCCAUCACUGAAACAUAUUUUGGAGGAGAUAGAAACCGGUGGUCCUGCUGCUAUGAUGAGGUACUGGAAUGAUGAAAAUGUUUUGAGGAAGUUGGGACAGGCAAUGGGUCUUGCAAAUACUGGAGAUGUAGGUGCCACUGCUGAACAUUCUGGGGGAGAUGAGACAGAAGAUUUGGGAAAUGAAGAUGAAUCAAUUGUUCAUCAUACUGCUAGUGUUGGUGAUGUGGAGGGCUUGAAAACUGCACUAGCUUCUGGUGCUGACAAGGAUGAAGAAGAUUCUGAGGGAAGAACUGCCUUGCAUUUUGCCUGUGGAUAUGGCGAGGUGAAGUGUGCUCAAGUUCUCCUUGAGGCUGGAGCAAAAGUGGAUGCUUUGGACAAGAAUAAGAACACUGCUCUCCAUUACGCAGCCGGUUAUGGCAGGAAGGAAUGUGUGGCCCUUCUGCUUGAAAACGGUGCUGCAGUUACUCUGCAGAAUAUGGACGGGAAAACUCCUAUAGAUGUUGCGAAGUUAAAUAAUCAAAAUGAUGUCCUGAAGCUACUUGAGAAAGAUGCUUUUCUGUAGUUGUAAUGCUGUCACAAACAAGCAGAGGGGAAACUAAGGGGAAGAAGGGCAUCAUGACUUGUUUAUUUCUCUUUUGGUUUCUUCCAACCCUUUAGUGUGUUGAACUAAAUUCGAUUAACGUUAUUGGAUGUGAGUCACCAUAGAAUUUGUCAUCUAUGUUCUUGUAAUGCAUUGAUUGUUACAUUGCAUGAUUUUGAAGCUCAGUUCCGUUAUAAUUUA
Vigna angularis (adzuki bean) is the source of this 1429-nucleotide messenger RNA. Its product is annotated as ankyrin repeat domain-containing protein 2B. Gene Ontology annotation, biological process: protein targeting to chloroplast. Gene Ontology annotation, molecular function: chloroplast targeting sequence receptor activity; protein binding. The coding region runs from base 167 to 1210 and encodes 347 amino acids. The transcript has 9 exons. Gene Ontology annotation, cellular component: chloroplast outer membrane. NCBI's taxonomy places the organism in Eukaryota, Viridiplantae, Streptophyta, Magnoliopsida, Fabales, Fabaceae. The record is from RefSeq and is a predicted model, not a curated record.